AGAAAAUUACGAAUUUUCCGGGAAAAUAUUUCUACAGAGAAGGAAAAUUAAUAUUAAUUAAUUAAUGAAAAAAAAAAGCAUGGAAAUGAGAAAAUUCGCGAAUUUGCUUCCUUUUUAGCCGAGAGAAAAAACCUGCGUUAUUUGAGAAAACAAGCGACGACUUUUCCAGAUUAUUAUUUUCUGCUUUUUCCGAUUGGUUUCAUUCAUGAAUUGCGCUAGGGUUUCGUGAACUUUUCCCUCUCUUCUAAACAAUUUCGGUGAGGUUUUCAUAGAGAGAGUGAAUCAAAGGAAGGGUGAAGAGAAGAAAAACACCAUGGCUUCUUCUUCUUCUUCAGCUACUGUCGCAGUUGAGAAGGCGACCAGCGAUCUUCUUAUGGGCCCUGAUUGGACCAUGAACAUCGAAAUUUGUGACUCCAUUAAUUCUAAUCAUUGGCAGCCUAAAGAUGUGGUUAAAGCUGUGAAAAAGAGAAUACAACAUAAGAGCACUAAAGUUCAAUUACUAGCUCUCACGCUUUUGGAGACAAUGGUGAAGAAUUGUGGUGAUCAGGUCCACUUUCAAAUUGCUGAGAGGAACAUAUUGGAUGAGAUGAUCAAAAUUGUAAGGAAGAAGGCACAUAUGCAAGUGAGGGAUAAAAUUUUAGUAUUGCUGGACUCAUGGCAAGAGGCAUUUGGCGGGCCUGGUGGAAAGUAUCCUCAGUACUAUUGGGCAUAUGAGGAAUUGAAGCGAACGGGAGUAGUGUUUCCAAAGCGUUCUUUAGAUGCGUCUCCAAUAUUUACUCCACCUCCUACCCAUCAAGCUUCAGGAAGUAUGCAUGCUGGAUAUGGGAUGCCAAGCGGUUCUUCAAAAACACUUGACGAAACAAUGGCAACAGAGAUAGAAAGUUUGAGUUUGUCAAGCUUGGAAUCUAUGCGCCAUGUUAUGGACCUGUUGAGUGACAUGCUUCAAGCUGUGAAUCCUAGUGACCGUACGGCUGUAAAAGACGAAGUAAUUGUUGAUCUUGUUGAUCGCUGUCGCACCAACCAGAAAAAAUUGAUGCAGAUGCUAACAACAACUGGGGAUGAGGAGCUUCUUGGACGAGGCCUUGAACUAAAUGAUAGUAUUCAGAGUUUGCUUGCAAAACAUGAUGCAAUUGCUACAGGGAAUCCCCUUCCAAUUCAACGUGCAGGUUCCAGCACUCCACCAGGUGAAGUUCUGCCAGAUGAAGCUAACUCAAAUUUCAAUCAAACUGAUGUGCGGAGCCCCAGCCAUGAGACUGACAUGAAGAGCCCCAGCCGCAGUCCCGUAGAGUCUAUUUCAACGCCUAAAGCUAGCCCACCAGCCCCUCUCUAUUCUCAAACUUCGGGAUUGAGUGAUGAAGAGGAAGAAGAUGAAUUUGCACAGCUAGCUCGAAGACAUUCUAAGACACAGUCGGCAGCGUCAAUGAGCGUGACGUCACAUGUGGCAGAUUCCUCAACUACUGUCCCAUCCAAUGCAUUAGCUCUUCCCGAUCCACCUGCACCAGUUAGUACUGGAAAGGAUCAGGACAUUAUUGACUUGCUGAGCCUCACUUUGUCCCUCACACCAUCAACUCCACAGGAAAAUUAUACGUCAUCAGCGACCUCUGUCGAAGGAAUGCAUCAAGCAGCUAAUCCAUCCACAACAGAGGGGUAUUCUAAUGCUCCCCAAACAUAUCCCGGGAAUAAGCAAUACAACAGUUAUGUCGCGCCAUGGGCUAGGCCUCAAUCGCCGUCGGAACCUCAAGUCCAGUCACAGCAACAGAUGUAUCAACCCCAAUCUCAGUCCCGCUCCCAGUCUGCGACCCCACCCUCGUAUGAAUCCGAACAAUCACUGCAUAAUCAACCAGCUCAGUUUCAGCAAUCACAACCGUUCCAACAACAAAAUCAGCCACCUUUGCAGACCCCACCCUCGUAUGAAUCCGAACAAUCACUUAAUAAUCGACAAACUGAGUUCCAGCAAUCACAACCAUUCCAACAACAAACUCAGCCACCGUUGCAGUCCCAGCAUCCUCAAUAUAGCGUUUCACCACAGUAUCAACCCUCACACGCACAUUUGCAACCCCAACCCCAACAUUUCCAGGCCCAACCCCAACCCCAACAUUUCCAGGGUCAGCUCCGAUCCCCACCCCAACCACAGUUACAAUCUCCACCACAGCACUUUCAAGCUCCACCACAGCAGCAACGAUUUCAAAAUCAUCAGAUUCAGUACCCGGGAAGUUACCCUCCACCACCAUGGGCCUCAACACCGGGUUAUCCCAACUAUCAAAACCAUUUAUCUCCUACCAAUUCGUUAUCCAAUCCUCAAGCCAACACAACAGGGCCUUUUACAUUUCCUUCCAAUGGUGCUGGAUCUGCUGUGGGGGCAAAUUUCGGCCAAAGGAGCCCAGGCAGUACCGGCAGCGGACAACGGCCCUUUAUUCCAUCUUACAGACUAUUUGAAGAUUUGAAUGUUUUUGGAAACACAGAUGGAAGGGUGAAGAUGGCUGGUAGUGGAACGUCGUCCGGCAUGUCAGGUACAAUGGGACCUGGCAUGGUUGGAGGGCGCAAGUGAAGUUCUAUUAUUGUAAAAAGCAUGCAAUGUUGAUAUGGUUUAUACCUGUUUUUUUUUUCUAUUUAUUUUAAGGUUAUGUAAGUUAUUUAGAUUGAUUCAGCUGCAGUUUCCUACUUAUGAGUAGAUCAUAAAGUCAUUAGUUUUGAGUGUUCCCUCAGACGAUAGACUCCGGAGCAUUCUUUGAUAAAAGAUUUCUUUCUGGUAGUGGUUUCAUUUUUAAGAUUUAUUGAUCUUUGACCA
Messenger RNA from Arachis duranensis, 2788 nucleotides. Its product is annotated as TOM1-like protein 6. NCBI's taxonomy places the organism in Eukaryota, Viridiplantae, Streptophyta, Magnoliopsida, Fabales, Fabaceae. Gene Ontology annotation, molecular function: ubiquitin binding; phosphatidylinositol binding. The transcript has 10 exons. The record is from RefSeq and is a predicted model, not a curated record. Gene Ontology annotation, biological process: protein transport to vacuole involved in ubiquitin-dependent protein catabolic process via the multivesicular body sorting pathway. Bases 314 to 2548 code for a protein of 744 amino acids.